GUGGCACCGCACGGUCACGUGACAGAAAAACCAGGAAGUAAAACUGAAAGUGGUCGGCGAGCUGAAGUUGAGGCUUGAUAUCAAGAUUCAUUUCACGCAUAACAAAUGGACACGGAAGCUAACAACGUCAAUCAAGACUGUGCCCGAAAGUUGCAAAUGGCAACUAGAGAAAAACUAAGAAAAUUCAACCGUUUGCGCGGCCGAGAGGUCGCACGCGGUGAAUUUUGGGACACGGUGGUCGUGACUGCGGCGGACGAGAAGCAGAAAGAUGCUUAUGAGCUUCAGAUUAGGUUGAAAGUGGACCGGAAAGAACUCCCGCUUGGAGUUCACUAUAUGGUCUUCCCGGAUCCACCUGGGUGUAAAAUAGGCAACGGCGGCUCCACUCUGCACGCUCUCCAGCGCCUCAGUGACAUCCAUGGCAAGACUCUUUGCAGAAUGAGAGUCAUCCUGAUCCAUGCAGGUGGUUGGAGUCAGCGCCUCCCCAGUGCCAGUGCCCUCGGGAAGAUCUUCACCGCCGUACCGCUGGGACUUGACUCAUCAAUGGGGAACUACAAAUCCAGACCAUCGCAGACGUGUACAGAUGAGUGGAAGAAAAAGGUGAGCGAGUCGUACUCAGUGAUUCUGGAGAAGCUGGAAGAUGACCUUCAGCUCAAAGACAGCGAGCUCGUGGACCUCAAACUUGCAUUCAGCUCCGACGAGGCGUUUCAGAAGGUGAACUUGAACUACCGGACAGAGAAAGGCCUGUCGCUGCUGCAUCUCUGCUGCGUGUGCAAAGGUAACAAGGGACACAUCAGCUCUUUGAUGGUCAAAGGUCUCCGUCCCUCCAGACUGACCAAGAAUGGAUUCACCGCGCUCCACUUGGCUGCGUAUAAGGACAACGGCGAGCUGCUCACCGCCCUCCUCCACGGGGGCUCGGACGUACAGCAGCUGGGCUACGGAGCCCUCACCGCCCUGCAUGUCGCCACCUUGGCCGGACACAUGGAGGCGACUGAUAUUCUCCUCCAGCACGGAGCUUCCGUUAAUCUCCAGGAUGCUGUUUUUUUCACCCCGCUUCAUAUCGCCGCCUAUAAUGGCAACGAGCAGCUCACCAAACUGCUGCUCAAGUUUGGCGCCGACGUGAACGCCAGCGGCGAGGUGGGUGACCGUCCGCUGCAUCUGGCCGCUGCCAAGGGUUUCCUUGACAUCAUUGCGCUUCUGGUUGGGGAAGGGGGAAAAGCGAAUGUGAACGCGCAGGACAACGAGGACCACGUGCCGCUCCACUUCUGCGCCCGCUUCGGCCACUCUGAGGUGGUGCGCUUCCUCCUUCAGGGAAAUUUCGACGCACAGGCGCACGCCACCAACAUCUACGGCGACACGCCGUUACACCUGGCCUGCUACAAUGGCAAAUACGACGUCGUGAAGGAGAUUAUCCAGCUCUCUGGUGCCGAGAGUCUCAUCAAGGAGAAUAUUUUCAGCGAAACGUCACUGCACAGUGCUUGCACCUAUGGCAAAGACCUGGAGAUGGUCAAGUUUUUGUUGAGCCAGAAUGCCAUGAGCAUCAACCAUCAGGGCAGAGAUGGACACACAGCACUGCACAGCGCCUGUUUCCACGGGCACAUCCGCCUGGUGCAGUUCCUGCUGGACAACGGGGCCGACAUGAACCUGGUGGCCUGCGAUCCGAGCCGGUCCAGCGGGGAGAAGGAUGAGCAGACCUGCCUUAUGUGGGCUUAUGAGAAAGGUCACGAUGCCAUCGUCACUUUGCUGAAGCACUAUAAGCGUCCUGACGACUCUCCCUGCAAUGAGUACUCACAGCCGGGCGGGGAUGGCUCGUACGUUUCGGUCCCGUCCCCUCUGGGGAAGAUCAAGAGCAUGACGAAAGAGAAAGCUGAAGUUCUUCUACUCAGGGCCAGCCUCCCCUCUCAUUUCCAUCUUCAGCUCUCCGAGUUGGAAUUUAAUGAAAUCAUUGGAUCUGGCUCCUUCGGCAGGGUUUACAAAGGCAAGUGCCGGAACAAAAUAGUCGCAAUUAAACGCUACCGAGCCAACACGUACUGCUCCAAGUCAGACGUGGACAUGUUCUGCCGAGAGGUGUCCAUCCUGUGUCGCCUCAACCACCCGUGCAUCAUCCAGUUUGUGGGCGCCUGUCUGGACGACCCCAGCCAGUUCGCCAUCGUCACCCAGUAUAUCUCGGGGGGCUCGCUCUUCGCGCUGUUGCAUGAGCAGAAGAGGCUGAUUGAUCUGCAGUCCAAGCUCAUCAUUGCCAUGGACGUGGCCAAGGGGAUGGAAUACCUGCACAACCUCACCCAGCCCAUCAUCCACCGAGAUCUAAACAGUCACAAUAUUCUUCUUUAUGAAGACGGACACGCCGUGGUGGCUGAUUUUGGAGAAUCCAGAUUCCUUCAAUCUGUCGAUGAGGACAACAUGACCAAGCAGCCGGGGAACCUGCGAUGGAUGGCUCCCGAGGUCUUCACUCAGUGCACACGCUACUCAGUCAAGGCAGACAUGUUCAGCUAUGCCCUCUGUCUGUGGGAGCUGCUGACUGGAGAAAUUCCCUUUGCACACUUGAAGCCUGCUGCCGCAGCAGCAGACAUGGCCUACCAUCACAUCCGCCCUCCUGUUGGCUACUCCAUCCCCAAACCCAUCUCUGCACUUCUGAUGAGGGGAUGGAACGCAUGUCCAGAGGACCGCCCAGAGUUUUCUGAAGUAGUCACCAACCUGGAGGAGUGCUUAUGCAACGUUGAGCUGAUGUCACCCGCCUCCAGUAACAGCAGCGGCUCCCUGUCGCCUUCCUCAUCAUCGGACUGCCUUCUCGCCCGAGCUGGGCCCAGUCGGGGUCACGUGGCCGCGCUGCGGUCCAGGUUCGAGCUGGAGUACGCACUCAACACUCGAGCCUACGCCUUCUGGAGCCAGAGUGAGCGGAGGCGCGCAUCUGGCGGCCUCUCCUUGGAGGAAAUAAGAAGGAGCAUGCAGUUUUCCCCCAUCGAUCGCAACGGUUACGUGUCCGAUCCCAUGAGCACCAUGCGAUUUUGCUCCUCCAGCAGCAAUGGAAGCUUUGAAGACAGUAACUAACACUUUUUGACUUGGAGGUCAGGCUACUUGAAUGGUUGUGCACUCACCAUUCAUUUUUCAUCGAGCCUUACCUUUAACUUUUUAUCAUGUUGCUCUUUUUUUAAAUAAUAAUCAGUAAAAUCUGUGAUGGGUACAUUUAUUAUAUUUAUUUGUCGAAUUGUAAGCGGAUUUUGAAAUGGGAUAUAGUUGUGCACGUUUAGUGUAGUACCAUGUUGCGCCACAACAUUCUGGGCAGCACUGAGCUCCAUUGGAAAAAGGUGCGGUUUUAACUGCACAGAAGAAGAGACAGAUCGUUUUAUAACUUGAUAUACUGUGUUAGGAAGUUUUAUCAAUUUUAUUUUUUUGACAGCGGGAGCUACCAUGGAAUAAAAUGUGUGUUCUAAA
This is a messenger RNA of Hippocampus zosterae (dwarf seahorse), 3429 nucleotides long. RefSeq names its product TNNI3 interacting kinase (gene tnni3k). Gene Ontology annotation, cellular component: nucleus. Lineage: Eukaryota; Metazoa; Chordata; Actinopteri; Syngnathiformes; Syngnathidae. Gene Ontology annotation, molecular function: protein kinase activity; RNA polymerase II-specific DNA-binding transcription factor binding; ATP binding. The record is from RefSeq and is a predicted model, not a curated record. The transcript has 29 exons. Gene Ontology annotation, biological process: regulation of transcription by RNA polymerase II; protein phosphorylation. The coding region runs from base 106 to 3045 and encodes 979 amino acids.